Adelges cooleyi (spruce gall adelgid) is the source of this 3237-nucleotide messenger RNA. RefSeq names its product S-adenosylmethionine sensor upstream of mTORC1 (gene Samtor). The record is from RefSeq and is a predicted model, not a curated record. Lineage: Eukaryota; Metazoa; Arthropoda; Insecta; Hemiptera; Adelgidae. Gene Ontology annotation, biological process: negative regulation of TORC1 signaling. Bases 300 to 1322 code for a protein of 340 amino acids. The transcript has 3 exons.
UUUAAAUAUUAUACCAUUUACUUUAUUAUUUAUUAUUAAUGAUUUAAUUAAUCUAGUCAAUGACCACCUACCUACUACUAAAACCUCAAUUGCUUCAUACUAUGUAAUUUAUAUGAUAUAAUUAUAUAAAUGCCUUCAACACAUUUCCAUAAUUAUUAUAAUCCCUGUAAACAAAUGUUGUAAUUCGUCAGUUAAAAUGAAAGUUUUUUAUUUUCUCUUAAACAAUAAUUACGAUAAAACUAUGAUGCAUUAUAUUUUUUAGUUUUUAUUACUUUAUAUCAAGACAAAGUGUAAUAACUAUGGAACCCAAUAUGAUUAAUCAUAAAAGCAAAAUUAAGUCAAGAAAGCCGGCAGAAUACCAGCAUAAACAGUACGCAAAAUUUAUUAAACAGUGUCAUUUGAAUUUAAGGUUAAGUUCACAAGAAAUUGGUGCUGAUGAAGCGUGGAAAAAACAUUGUUCGGAUGAGUUACUUUUAAAAAACUAUUCCAGUACAAUGCAUCAACUUGCUUCACAAUUUUGGGACGCAAAUAACAAACAAGAAAUUACCAGCUGUAGAAUUUCAUGGAUUGCACAAAAUGCCCUAAAAUAUUUUGAAGAUGAUUUUCUUCAUGAAAAUGAACGAGAGGAGUUAUUAGCUAAACGUUUUAAAGUGAACAUUGUUGACGACCUAUGUACUAAACCUGAUAACCCGUAUUACUUACUUGAUGUAGGAAGUUGUUAUAACCCCUUUAAAAGCUAUUCAUUUUUUAAAGUGUUACCUAUAGAUAUAGCUCCAGCAUUUGAAAGUGUUGUGAAAUGUGAUUUUCUUUCAGUAAAUAUUGGAGCAGAGCUCAGUGUUACUAAAAAUGUUUGCUAUACAUUGCCGUUUUCUAGCUUUGAUGUAGUAGUGUUUUCAUUUUUACUAGAAUAUUUUCCGACUCCGUGGCAAAGGUAUACAUGUUGUGAGAAGGCAUAUAGUAUUUUAAAACCAGCUGGUUUAUUAAUUAUAGCUACACCAGAUUCAUCCCAUGCAACCCAUAAUUCAAAACUUAUGAAAAAUUGGAAAUUUGCAUUAGCUAAUUUAGGUUUUUGGCGUAUUAAAUAUGAAAAACUUACGCACAUGCAUUGCAUGAUUUUUAAGAAGUGUAAAUCAAAACAAAUUCCACUAAAUUGGUUGCACUCAAUGAAUUUGAAAAAUAGUAGUUUUGAAAGUUACAUAACUAUUCCUCAAGAUUAUAGAAUUUAUCUGGAUAUCGAUGAUAAGCCUAACAAUUCUGAAAGUACUAAUUGUGAAGAUAUCGCUAAUUUAUUUUCUGAAUUAGUAGACAAUAUAACAGAGUAAUAAUUGUUUAACACGUUCAACGCCAACGGUAUUUUCUAGUUAUUUCCCUACUCGCUGAUUAUUACUGUGUUUAUUUGUAUAACAUGUUAUCCGCACCAAAAAUAAAUGUUAGUAAAGUAAGUUGUUACUACUUUUAAAUAUUACAAAAAAGUAAUUUAUUUAUUGUUAAUUAUUCCAAUUAACAAUACCUCAUACUUGCACAAUAAACAAAAAAAAAAAAACAAUAUUUUUGAGGUAUUUACAUUAGUGAUGAAUCAGAAAUUAUUUUAGACAUAUUUAACAAUAGAAAUAUCUCUAUUUAAUGUAUUUAAAAGUAAUGAUACUUUUUUUAUGGUAUAAUUGUUUCAAUUAAUAAAAUAUACUUCCUGCAUAGAAUUGUUUAAUUUGACUGAAGAAAAAAUAAACUGAAAAAUACUAGGAAAGUAAUAUUAGGGAUUGUCUGUAGAUUUUACAGGCAACGCCCUGUACAAACUUCAAACCAUUUAUAAUAGAUAUAUUAAAUAACGAUAAUUAGUAGCUUUUGGUUAAACAUAAAAGUUAUAUGUUAUAACAUGUUAAGUGUUAAACAUAAAACAUACCACAUUUGUAUUAUUAUCAAUGGCGCCUGACUACAUUUUUCAAAAUUUCUACAAUUAUUUGGUUUUUAUCAUUCAGCAAAUACUUUAGGUUUAUCGUCUGAGUAGUGUUAUUAUUAAAACAGCCUUAUAGAAUAAUAACGGCAAAUAUAAAUGUACUGAUAAUUAGUUGACCACUUGGCAUUAUUCAUAUAUUUUUAAGUUUAAAGAACUCAAUUUUUUAUGCAUUCUAGUUGUGUACUCAGUAUUUGAGAACUGAAAACAUUUAACACCUAACAUAAAUAAUGCUUGUAUCUUUUAAGUUGUGCAAAGUCCCUUGCUAAAAUCAAAUUAAAAUGUCACUAUAUGAAUUUCAUUUUUUAUUUUUAACAAAAAUGUAGACAUGUAUAAUCACUUCUCAGACCUCAGUCUUCUUAAUCAUGAAGAAUGAAUUCGGAAAGUACCUAAUUAGUUAAAUGCCUAUAGUGGCGUAUUUACAAUUUGCAUCUGGGGAUGAUAUACAAAAAGAAAUUCCCCCUAUCCCCCUUAUAGUCGGACCAAUAAAGGUGAAUUAUGUACCUAUUAAAUACUAUAAUUAAAAUUACUUAUAAUUUAAGAUCAAUUUUAUCUUUUGCAUACCACUGAUGAACGUUUGUUUAUUUACAUUUUCUAUUAUUUUUAAAUUUUAAUUGGAUAAAAUAUUGUUUCCAUUUUUAAAAGUUUCCUUAUAAAAAAAAAAUAUAAGUCAUUAAAACAGUUAGUUAAGUAAAAUGUACUGGCUAUAUUUUUAUUUUAAAAAUAUAAUAUUUAUAACUUAAUAUAAUUUUUUAACAAAUAGAUUAAUAAUAAUAUUUUUAUAAAAUUAAAAGCUCUGAGGGGUUAGGGAUAAUAUAUCAUCCUAAACACCUCUUGUAAAUACAUCAGUCAUCGCUGAUGCCUAAUAUAAUAAUUUAAUACUAAUACAAUAUAUUUAAUUCGAGCUGAUCCACUGAUAGAUAUGUAUGUACCACUGAACUGAAUACUGUACUUAGUUUAGUGGUAUGUUCAUUUGGUAAAUGCCAUCGCAUUUAAACGAUUAUGGAUGGUUUUAGUAAAACCGUUUUACACGCUGUACUUAAGUGUUAUUGAUGAUAUUAUCAAAUUGCAAUAAAAUAAAAACGGUCCAUGCUGAGAAGUAAGAUUAUUAGAAAAUUGAGAUCAACAGCUAAGAGUCGUUGCAAUAAAAAACAAAUUUAAUUGAAACAAUUAUGAAAUGUAACUGUAUUGAUACAUUCAUUUACAGCUAGGGUUUUUUUAUAUGGUGUAACAGUACGUGAAUUGUGCGUGAAGUACCUAUUAUAAAAUAUAUGUAUGAAUGUUUU